This is a messenger RNA of Annulohypoxylon maeteangense, 1080 nucleotides long. RefSeq names its product ankyrin. The transcript is spliced from 3 exons. Gene Ontology annotation, molecular function: protein binding. The record is from RefSeq and is a predicted model, not a curated record. Lineage: Eukaryota; Fungi; Ascomycota; Sordariomycetes; Xylariales; Hypoxylaceae. The coding region runs from base 386 to 829 and encodes 147 amino acids. Gene Ontology annotation, biological process: protein localization to ciliary inversin compartment. Gene Ontology annotation, cellular component: ciliary inversin compartment.
AUUCUGUUUGAUAUCCAUAAAAUAGAUGUGCUACGGUUUUCUACGCUGCGUAAUUGAAGUUAUUUGUGAGUAAAAAUGGACAUCUGAUGUGCAUCGGGUUAAUUGUGAGGAGUACGAAGUACGGAAGACCAAUUAAAGGAAGCUAAAAUCAUCUUACGCGGUUUCCAACCGGCAGUGACGGGUGUAGUAGUAGGGUGGGUAGCACCGCCGAUGUCAUCGCAACCUCCCCACCUAUCCCCGGAGCUUACUCGGCUUGCAUCUUUUACAUCAUUCCAAAAGGAAACAACAAUCCUAUUGGAAAUUUAAGCUUAAAGCAUAUUUCUUCUCCCUCCGAAUUUCUCAUUCAUAUAUCUUCUCCCCAUAACCCAUAUUCAGUUUCUCCACAAUGGCUUCUACAGACUCCUCAACCAUCCCUCCAGAGGUCAUCGAGUUUGCGUCUCGGAUGUACAAUGCUGCACGAACUGGCGAUAAAGACGUAUUCGAACAAGCAUUGCCGAGAGGAUUACCACCUAACAUGACUAAUGAGAAGGGAGAUACUCUUCUUAUGCUUGCGGCAUAUCAUGGACAUGCUGAUCUUGUCAAGCUACUCAUCCAGCAUGGUGCCGAUCCAAACCGGAUAAAUGAUAGAGGCCAAAGCCCUCUAGCCGGCGCUAUUUUCAAGAAGGAAGAUGCUGUUGUCGAGGCAUUACUAGAAGGAGGUGCUGACCCAGAAUACGGCUCGCCUUCCGCACUUGCAUGCUUAGCUAUGUUCCAGCAGCAGGAUAAAUGGGGAGCUAAGUUUGAAGGGGCCCCUGGGAAAGGCAAGGCUGGGAAACCCAUAUCCGAGUGAAAUCAUAUCAAACAUUCACAAACUUCUAAUUUAGAUUCUGUUGGGAGAAAUAGAUGAAAUUUUUAUUUCUAAUCGAGGACAAACGAGAUCUUAGAUUGGCAGAUGAAUGAAAUAAUCUAGCGUUAGGUGCGGGAUGGUCAUAGGAAAGAGAAGCCAAUCUUCACAUUUAGCUUAACAUUCUUUUCAAAAAAAAAGCAGUAUUCAUUGACUACCAAUACAUCGGUAGCAGAAUAAAGAUGAUGGUACCUUAA